Messenger RNA from Penicillium cosmopolitanum, 828 nucleotides. RefSeq lists its product as uncharacterized. The record is from RefSeq and is a predicted model, not a curated record. Bases 1 to 828 code for a protein of 275 amino acids. NCBI's taxonomy places the organism in Eukaryota, Fungi, Ascomycota, Eurotiomycetes, Eurotiales, Aspergillaceae. The transcript has 3 exons. Gene Ontology annotation, molecular function: dioxygenase activity.
AUGUCUCAAACUAUGACUUCCACCCCCGUUAAGACGACCAUGAUUGUGGGAAACCAAUCAUUGGACGUCGCUGAGCUCGAUGAAAUUAGGCUAGAACGCCUUAUCGCGAAAGAUGAAGAAGAGACGGCCAAGCUUAUGAAGGCGGCAGAGUCUCGGGGGUUCUUUUACAUCACUUUCAAUGAUAGCCUCUCUGAGAAAGUCUCAAGUCAUCUUCGGACCUGUUACCUGAACUCUCAUGAGUUUUUCUCUAAGGCCUCAGAUGAAAAGAUGAAGGAGUUUAGGGAAGAUAUGACCCACGGCUACAAACGCGCUGGCAUUGAAUCAUUCGAAAUUACUCGAGACGAACAGAACCGCAUCCCCUUACCAAGUCCCUUCGCCGAACACGCUGAGGCAACACUAGAUCUUGCCAACAUCUGCGAUACCACGGUACGCACAGUUCUCCACAGCAUUUCCGAUAUCCUUGAUCCCAGCGAAUCCUUGGGUCUGGAAAAUGCUCAUCGGCCUGAUGGAAGAAGCGACUCGGGAAUAAAAUUUGUUUCCGGUCCAACUAAAGCAUCCGUUGCUGAUGUACCCGAUACUACCCACACCGACGGUGGCUCGAUCACUUUGCUCUGGUGCGAUAAAUGGGCCAGUCAGAUGCAAACUAAGGAGACGAAGGAGUGGCUAUGGAUAGAUCCUAAGCCUGGCUGUGUCUUGGUCAACUUCGCGAAUUAUCUACAAACCCAGACUGGCGGUCGCCUGCAUUCCCCUGUCCAUAGAGUGAGCCAGCCUUCAGAUGGUGCGGAGGACCGGUAUUUUGUUUCCUAUUUCUUGCGACCAAAUCAUUAG